CGCUUGCCCGCGUAACGGCAUCCCGGUUACUAUCAAAUAGCUCAAAAUACCGACAAAGGUAUACCCUGCUCGGAGGAAGAUCUGGCUCAUAUUGAACCAUCAUUGCCACGUAGUAAGCCUACGCGGAGCUUCAUCAGAAUGUUUACAUACACACAACUGAUCAGCUCCUUCCUGCUCGGUGUCUUGUGGGGCUGUGGCAUCAUCCAUAGGCUUCGAAUCCUCUCAGCGCGGACUAUGCAAUGCAGGGAAACCCUAGCCGGAAUCUAUAUCAUGAUCCUAGCUCUGCUGCCUUGUUUGGUUGCAUACCUUGAUCACUGUAUGCAUUCUGGGUCAGAAUUGGAAAAUGUUCAACGGAUUCCCAUCAGAUCCACUGGCAACUUGGGGCGUCUGUGAUGCAUAUUGAUGUCCACUGCACGCUGGUGCCGGUAUAAAACGUCUG
Messenger RNA from Desarmillaria tabescens, 439 nucleotides. RefSeq lists its product as uncharacterized. The transcript has 2 exons. The record is from RefSeq and is a predicted model, not a curated record. Lineage: Eukaryota; Fungi; Basidiomycota; Agaricomycetes; Agaricales; Physalacriaceae. The coding region runs from base 139 to 393 and encodes 84 amino acids.